Ambispora leptoticha is the source of this 1387-nucleotide messenger RNA. NCBI's taxonomy places the organism in Eukaryota, Fungi, Glomeromycota, Glomeromycetes, Archaeosporales, Ambisporaceae. The record is from the annotation of a GenBank genome assembly.
GGAAAAUGCUGAACAAGGAGGAGGACCUGUGGAUGUAAUAGACGGUGGCGACAACGGUCAACCUGAUCCUGGCUUGGAUGUUAAUAAUGUUCAGCAACAAGCAAGACAAGAACAGCAAGCUGAUACAAUUUGGACACAAAUUUGGAAUUGGAUCGCCAACGUUUUGAAUGAUAUACCUGAUCUCAAUAACGAAGCACAAGAUAACGAUCCACAAGCUGUCAAUGGUAAUCAAGUUGCUAUGAAUCCACCCAUUGGCCCAGUAAGAAGAGAGCCUAAUGCGGAAGCACCUGUUUUUCCUGUUCCUGUAUUUAAUGAAGCUAUCGAUGUUCCGGUUGCUGGUCCUGCUUUAGGCCUUGAACCAGAAGAGGAAGAGGAAGAAAACGUUGCCAACGAAGACCUUGAAGGAGUUUUAGAAGCCAUUGGCAUGAGAGGCUCUUUGUGGAUGCUUGCUCAAAACUCUGCAUUGAUGGCAGUACUAAUUGCUUUAUGCCUAUUUGGUUCAGUUUGGUUGCCUUACUUCGUUGGCAAAGCAUUUUUACUGGUCAAACCUUUGAACUUGAUACAACUUCCAUUGACUUUAUUGCGGAAAUUUACUGAUCCUUUGGUCGAUAUAAUCAUAGAUACCAUAUUACCUUGGUUAUGGGGGUUCAUUUUACCAAUAUUAAAGUCAUUAUGGAACUUAAUUUAUCCUACUUUAUCGCCAAUGGUUAAAGACACGUCCUUAAUGAUUUAUGUACAAGACAUUACAAACCAAUCUCGAUACAUUAUCGCUCAUUCUGCAUCUCUGUUGACACAAAUUACCUCCACUUCUGGAAAAAUAACAAACGGUACCGUUAUAGAUAGUAAUGUAAAUCAUAUUUCUGAGUUUCUCGAAGGCCAAAAUUUAACAGUACUUGUGAAAAUAAUUGAUCGGUGGAAUGGAUUUGCUUACGGUAAUACACCAACGGACAAGAUUGUCUGCAUUUUCUGUGGAUAUACAAUCAUUAUCCUUUUGUGUGUGUGGUAUCUAUCACGGACAAGAAAUCCGUAUGGCCGUACUGUUGGACGUGCUGCUCAAAAAGUGCUGCGACAACAGGGCAUUGUCUUAAAGGUUGCAUUUUUUGUCGCUAUUGAAUUGUUAAUUUUCCCCAUUAUAUGUGGUAUCUUGUUGGAUUUAUCUACUUUACCACUUUUCCCUGACGCCACCCCAACAUCUCGCUUGGAGUUCUACCUCGAAUCACCUGUCACUUCAACAUUUCUUCAUUGGUUUACUGGCACUGCAUUUAUGUUUCAUUUUGCGGUGUUUGUUUCUCUCUGUCGUGAAAUUGUUCGUACUGGCGUAAUGUGGUUCAUUCGUGACCCAAAUGAUCCGCAAUUCCAUCCUAUCAAAGAAAUAUUAGAGAGUCCU